GGGGUGGGGAUCCGUCAAUCAGGCGCGCUGCCGGAAAGGAGAGGGCGGCUUCCGGGAUCUGGCUGGCGGCCCUUCGUCUCGCCUUCGCCACCGUAGGCUCUUUCUCUGAGUAUCCGCUGCUACUUCUUGGCUUUGGGAGGCCCGGUGGCUCUGCAGCAGCCUCGGCCACCCUGUGACCUGCGGGUGUUGGGACAUCCCUAGCGGACGCCAGGACACCCGGGAAGCCGAGGAACGGACUCCAUGGCUUUUGAGGAUGUGGCUGUGAACUUUACCCAGCAGGAAUGGCCUUUGCUAGAUUCUUCUCAGAAGAAUCUCUACAGAGAAGUGAUGCAGGAAAUCUGCAGGAACCUGGCUUCUGUAGAAAUCAUAUGGUACAGAGACUGUGUGAAAGCAAAGAAGGUAGUCAGUAUGGACAAGUUGUCAGCCACAUUCCAAAUCUUGAUCUGAAUCAGAACAUUUCUACUGGAUUAAAACAAUGUGAAUGCAGUAUUUGUGGAAAAGUCUUUGUACAUCAUUCCCUCCUUAAUAGGCACAUCCUAGCUCACUCAGGAUACAAACCAUAUGGAGAGAAGCAAUAUAAAUGUGAACAGUGAGGGAAACUCUUCGUUUCUGUUCCAGGUGUUAGAAGACACAUGAUAAUGCACAGUGGGAAUCCAGCUUAUAAAUGUAUGGUAUGUGGGAAAGCUUUUCAUUUUCUCAAUUCAGUUGAAAGACAUCAGAGAACUCACACAGGAGAAAAACCCUAUAAAUGUAAACAAUGUGGUAAAGCGUUCACUGUUUCUGGUUCUUGUCUAAUACAUGGACGAACUCACACUGCAGAGAAACCCUACGAAUGUAAGGAAUGUGGGAAAACACUCAGAUUUUCUUGUUCUUUUAAGAUGCAUGAAAGGACUCACACUGGAGAGAGAUGUACCAAAUGUGAUAAAGCCUUCAGCUGUUCCACUUCCCUUCAUGACCAUGGAAGCGUUCAUACUGGAGAGAGACCCUAUGAAUGUAAACAAUGUGGCAAAGCCUUUAGUCGUUUGAGUUCCCUUUGUAACCAUAGAAGUACUCAUACUGGAGAGAAACCCUAUGAAUGUAAACAAUGUGACCAAGCCUUCUGUCGCCUCAGUUCCCUUCACCUCCACGAAAGAAUUCAUACUGGAGAAAAACCCUAUGAAUGUAAGAGAUGCGGUAAAGCCUACACUCGUUCCAGUUACCUUAUGUGCCUCUAAAGAAGUCAUGAUAUAGAGGUUGGGUGUAGUGACUCAGCCUGUAAUCCCAGCACUUUGGGAGGCCAAGCUGUGUGUAUUGCUUGAGCCCAGGAGUUCAUAACCAGCCUGGAUUAAAACAAUGUGAAACAACCUGGGCAUCGUGGUGAAACCGUGUCUACAAAAAAUAAAAUAAUGCCGGGCCCGGUGGCUCACGCCAGCUACUCGGGAGGCUGAGGCAGGAGAAUGGCGUGAACCCGGGAGGCUGAGCUUGCAGUGAGCCGAGAUCGCACCACUGCGCUCCAGCUUGGGCGACAGAGGCAGACUCCGUCUCAAGACAAAAACAAAGAAAAUAAUUAGCUGGGCAUGGUGGCACAUUUCAGUUGUCUUAGUUCUUUUUCAAGGACAUAAAAGGCCACGGGGUGUUGGGGGGAAGCCCUGUGCAUGCGGAUCACGAGGUCAGGAGAUCGAGACCAUCCUGGCCAACAUGGUGAAACCUCGUCUCUACUAAAAAUACAAAAAUAGCUGCGUGUGGUAGCAUAUGCUUGUAAUCCCAGCUACUCAGGAGGCU
Molecule: messenger RNA, 1761 nt
Organism: Chlorocebus sabaeus (green monkey)
Lineage: Eukaryota; Metazoa; Chordata; Mammalia; Primates; Cercopithecidae
Source: RefSeq, a predicted model, not a curated record